Octopus bimaculoides (California two-spot octopus) is the source of this 2413-nucleotide messenger RNA. RefSeq lists its product as uncharacterized. The record is from RefSeq and is a predicted model, not a curated record. Lineage: Eukaryota; Metazoa; Mollusca; Cephalopoda; Octopoda; Octopodidae.
UCACUUAACCCUGGAAUUUCUACCUUUAUAGGUGGGCUGUGGUAUCCUUGGCACUUACGUGAAUUUUUGCUACCCUGGCUGUUGAAGCUGUUAUAAUUAAAUUGAGGUCAUUUACCACAGUAUGACUGGAGCUGUAUUUGUUGCCAUGUCCACUGCAUUUAUGUAAUGAGCAAUGGUCCUUCCAAGGGUAUGGCCGAGGGAACAUUAAAAUCUGUAGGAGAUGCUGAAUUUGCUACCUCACCAAAUGGCCAUACAACUGAGUGCAGUGAUACUGAAAUGGAGUGUAAAAGAAACUGCGUGGACCAGAAAGAUGCACCAAGGAAAUCACAGUCUUAUAAUAGAUUGGGCAGCCAGUGUUACAGUAAGUUACCACUGCCAUACCAAAGUGCUCUUAGUGAUAAUAAAACAUUCAAAGACUCUAUUAACCCCGAUGAGGUGAAUGAAGCUAACACUCUCAGUUCACCUAGCUUUAAUUCUAAAGCAAAUCCACAGCCAUCUUACCAUUUAGACUCACCACUAAGAUCUUGUCAAAAACAAAGUGGUUCAAGAUUUCUCCGUUGUGAACUUUGUAAUAAACUGUUCUCAGAAGAUGAUGCUGAGAAUGAAGAUGCACACAUUUCCAAAAAAAAAAUUACUGUUUGUCAAGUUUGCAACCAGAAAUAUUCAGUGCUAGAAGACAUUGCUGACAAGAAACCUCCUCCAAAAGCGAUUCUUGAUAACUCAUUGCUCCCUGCAACUUACCCACCAAAAUUAAUGUACAAUAAUUGUAAUGACAUACCCUCCAGAAAUAUUAAACAAAUCAAAAAUGGUUCCCAAAUAGUAGUGUCUGACACUAACACAAAAACUGAACAUCUAUUAAAAAAUAUAAAACAGGAGCCUGUCUCUGAAAAUGAUGAUAAUUUACCCACUGGUAUAAAACUACCACUUAAACAUAGUUUUCAAUCAUCUUGUUCCUUUUUUUUGACCACUAAUUUAAAACCAUGUAUCAAACGUAAUCAAGAAGUGAAAAACAAGAAGAAAGACUCUGUUCCCAGUGAAAACACAAAUAAAAAAGCUAGACUUGGAGAUUCAGAUCUGGCUAAAAAUGUAUCUGCAGAUCAGGAACAACUAGUUACUGUUGAUGUAAGUAAAAAUACUGUUGCUUGUUCACCAAAAGUGCAUGGCACUGAGGGCUACAGUCAAAAUUAUUUUAAAUUGGAGCCACCAAAUGUUUCUGAUUGUGCAAAGGAAGCUAAGAAAACAGUUCAUAUAAAAUCAAAAAGCACAAACGAAACUGAUUUCACAUUCAAGCUUCCUUCAGUUGCUUCAACUUAUUCAACUGGUAAAAAUGUUAAUAAAAGUAAAAAUGAUCCCACCUCUAAUACUUAUACAUUUGAAGGAAGUAUGAUGUGGAAUCCUGUGACCAAUAUUCCUACAACACAGGAGCAACAGAAAUCUGAUAAGAAAGACGGGAUCUCAGAAACUAACUCCUGCCCAAAAAGUGAGAGAAAAGAUGAUGAAAGUACCUAUAGCUGUGAAGGGAGUCUCUUUAUUAAACCAGUCCUUCCAAAUGAAUUUGCUUUUGAAGGUACAUUAUACAUCAAACCUGAUUCACCUCAUUUUCUUCAGACUACUGUUGACUCAUCUCCUACCACAUCUACUGCUAGUCCAUCUAAUUUAACAAAUAAAAUAGUUAACAUCCAAUCAGUAUUCACUAGUUCAGGUCAAGUUAUCAGCAAUGUCACAGUUCCUGCAACUGAUCAAAGCAGAACAGUCCCCAACAAUCAAAGAAUGCCUACAAAUGUAUGCAGAACCUAUGCCAGAACAACAACCACCAACAGCACUGUAGUCCCUAGAAUGACAAGCAGCAUCCCCACAUCAAUGCCAAAGGUACAGAAAAUUAUAUCAGAAGAGAAGAAAGACCUGCCAGUUAGGAAACAAGCUCUAAAUUCAGGAAGUGGAGGUGGACAUACUGACUUCAGUGUUAAAUCCAUUCUCAGUACCCCUGAUCGUAGAGGAACAGUGGGUAAUUCUGGGAUGCCUCAGGAACAGUAAAUAUGAGCAGUGCUUAUUGUGGCCUACUCACUUCAAAUGGUUCAUCUGUAUAUUAAGUUCUAGUUUAGGCAGGAUAUUUAAGAUGGUAUUUAUAUAGAAGGUCUUUCAUAACUAAUCCAUCAUUUCACUGUUCAUUCUCCAACUGUGUCUCUUAUCUUGCCUCAAUUUUUUCCUCUUCCUAUUUCAAUAUUUUUUGUCUCUUCCUCUCCAAUGCCUUCCUUUUUCAACUUGAAAAAGUUAGUCAAGUUGAUGCAAUGAUCCCAAAUUUAUUUGAUUUAUGUCCUAAUGUCAUUCCAUGAGGAGCUGGUUCAAAAUUGAUAUUUUACCCUCAAUUUCACAUGUAUCAUUUGUUUUACAACCAUUUAGAUAUAUAUAUAUA